AUGACAUUCGGACAGCCUGGCCCCGUGUCCGUCAUCACAGUAUUCAGCAACUGGGGUCCCCACCCGGUGUCCCUGUCCUGCCCCUACUGCAAGACCUUUAUCACGACGCAGGUCUGUCCGCAGCCGGGCCUCCUCACCUGGCUCAUGUGCAGUGGCAUGGCCAUGGUGGGGUGUUUCUUGGGCUGUUGCUUUCUUCCGUUCUGCGUGUACGAGUGCCAAGACGUGGAACACUUCUGCCCCAACUGUCGACGUAUACUCGGUGUAUUUCGGCGGGUUUGAAGCCUCCGAACGCCGAACCGGCGCUGUAUAGAAGCCAACG
This is a messenger RNA of Ixodes scapularis (black-legged tick), 319 nucleotides long. Its product is annotated as lipopolysaccharide-induced tumor necrosis factor-alpha factor homolog. The transcript is spliced from 3 exons. Gene Ontology annotation, molecular function: zinc ion binding. The coding region runs from base 1 to 279 and encodes 92 amino acids. The record is from RefSeq and is a predicted model, not a curated record. NCBI's taxonomy places the organism in Eukaryota, Metazoa, Arthropoda, Arachnida, Ixodida, Ixodidae.